Messenger RNA from Notothenia coriiceps (black rockcod), 831 nucleotides. RefSeq names its product DNA replication licensing factor MCM3-like. The record is from RefSeq and is a predicted model, not a curated record. Gene Ontology annotation, cellular component: nucleus; MCM complex. The transcript is spliced from 5 exons. The annotation marks the transcript as partial. Gene Ontology annotation, molecular function: ATP binding; single-stranded DNA helicase activity; single-stranded DNA binding. Gene Ontology annotation, biological process: DNA strand elongation involved in DNA replication; mitotic DNA replication initiation; double-strand break repair via break-induced replication. NCBI's taxonomy places the organism in Eukaryota, Metazoa, Chordata, Actinopteri, Perciformes, Nototheniidae.
AUGGGUGUUAACGUUAGUUUUCUAAUUUGUUCACCAGGUGAUCCAUCGGUGGCAAAGUCCCAGCUGCUGCGCUACGUGCUCCACACGGCGCCCAGGGCCAUCCCCACCACCGGGCGGGGUUCCACUGGAGUGGGUCUGACCGCUGCAGUCACCACCGACCAGGAAACAGGUGAGCGCAGACUGGAGGCGGGGGCCAUGGUGCUGGCGGACCGAGGCGUGGUCUGCAUCGACGAGUUCGACAAGAUGUCCGACAUGGACCGCACAGCCAUCCACGAGGUGAUGGAGCAGGGCCGCGUCACCAUCGCUAAGGCCGGCAUCCACGCCCGCCUCAACGCCCGCUGCUCCGUGCUGGCUGCGGCCAACCCUGUCUACGGCAGGUAUGACCAGUAUAAAACUCCCAUGGAGAACAUCGGCCUCCAGGAUUCCUUGCUGUCCCGUUUCGACCUCCUCUUCAUCGUCCUGGAUCAGAUGGACGCGGAGCAGGACCGCGAGAUCUCAGACCACGUGCUGAGGAUGCACCGCUACCGCAACCCCCGAGAGCAGGAGGGCACAGCCAUGGCUAUGGGUGGGACAGUAGACGUCCUGGCUACAGAUGAUCCAGACGCAAUCGCAGAAGAGCAUGAGGAGCUGCAGAUCUAUGAGAAGCACAACAACCUGCUGCAUGGAACGAGGAAGAAGAAGGACAAGAUUGUGAGUAAGGAGUUCAUGAGGAAGUACAUCCACAUCGCCAAGGCUGUGUCACCUGUGCUGACAGAGGAGGCAGCCAAUCACAUCGCAGAGGAGUAUGCCAGGCUGAGGAGCCAGGAGCAGAUGGGGGCUGAUAUUGCCAGG